Messenger RNA from Suricata suricatta (meerkat), 688 nucleotides. It is a transcript of the gene ANAPC11, whose product is annotated as anaphase promoting complex subunit 11. Bases 341 to 595 code for a protein of 84 amino acids. The record is from RefSeq and is a predicted model, not a curated record. Gene Ontology annotation, biological process: protein ubiquitination; anaphase-promoting complex-dependent catabolic process; positive regulation of mitotic metaphase/anaphase transition. The transcript has 3 exons. NCBI's taxonomy places the organism in Eukaryota, Metazoa, Chordata, Mammalia, Carnivora, Herpestidae. Gene Ontology annotation, cellular component: nucleus; anaphase-promoting complex. Gene Ontology annotation, molecular function: ubiquitin protein ligase activity; cullin family protein binding; zinc ion binding.
AACCCGCAUCUCUUCCCCCGGCUCACACUCUCUCUCCACGUUCCCACCCCUUCCGCGCGACCUCUCCCCGCGCCCCCACUCUCACCCUUGCUCCUCAUCCCUUCUCCGCGCAUUGCAGCCUCUCCCCGCGCCUACCCCUUCCGUGCACCCACUCCCCGCGCUCUCAACCCGCGUCCCCGCUUCCCUGCGCCCUCACCCCUUUCCCGCUCGUCGCCCUGUCCCGCGCCCCGCCGUCUCCCCACGUCCGCCUUUGCCUCCUUCUCCGCGCCCCAUUCUCUCACUGAGCCUGAGCCGCCGGCGCGCUCCGCAUCCCCCUACCCAGCAACCAGGCGCCGCCGCCAUGAAGGUGAAGAUUAAGUGUUGGAAUGGCGUGGCCACUUGGCUCUGGGUGGCCAACGACGAGAACUGUGGCAUCUGUCGGAUGGCCUUUAAUGGCUGCUGCCCGGACUGCAAGGUGCCGGGCGACGACUGUCCCCUGGUGUGGGGCCAGUGCUCACACUGCUUCCACAUGCACUGCAUCCUCAAGUGGCUCAACGCGCAGCAGGUGCAGCAGCACUGCCCCAUGUGCCGCCAGGAGUGGAAGUUCAAGGAGUGACGCGGCCCCUCUGGGCUGUGACAGGGCUGAAGCGAGGACUGGAGCUGCGUUUGUUUUCCAUCAAGUGUUGACACUUUUAUCCAAUAAAUAAAA